AUGAAACCAAUUAAAAUAAAAGACAAAGAAAAUGCCACAGCAAAGAAAAAGAAACCAAAAUAUGAGUCAUCAGAGAGUGAAACUGAUGAGGAAGAAAGCCAAAAUAGUUCGAAUGAGGGAAUAUCCGAAGAAGAUGAAAGCAGUAGAGAUAUGAGAGAAGCAUCUUUGGAAUACAUUGCAAACGAAAUGAGUCUAGUUAACACCAGUGAGGUAACUAAGAAAAUAAAAAAUUUACGAUCUACCUAUAACCAAGGACGCGCGAAAAUCGAAAAAAGUAAAAAGAGUGGAUCUGGGUCGGAAGAUGUUUACAAGUCAUCCUUAAAAUGGUUCGAUAUAAUGGAUCAUAUAAUGAAAACAAUUAAUUUGAAAGAAAAGGAAACAACAAGCAAUCUGCCUAACGAUACACCGUCGUGGUCCAAAAUUUUGGAAGAUGAUGUUAGUCGGGACAUUGAUGAUAAAACUUAUAAUAAAUCAAUCGACUCCAGCGACAGCUCGUUGAUCAAAAAUAAAAAUCCAGUUCAAGUUAAAAAUAAAAUAAAGCAUAACAUUACCCAAGAAACGAGUGGAAUUGCAGCAGCUUUUACUGAGCUUAAACAACUGAAUAGUGCUAUACAAACUUCCAGUUGUUCUCAGCAAUGUGAUGAGUACGAUGUUAUUGGAAAACAUGUCGCUAUUCAACUGAGACAGCUCCCAUUACUCGAUUUUAUAGACGCCAAAGAUGAAAUCCAACAAGUACUUUCCCGAUACCGAAAAAAAGCUAUACAGGGUGUCCGCAAAGUUGGGGUUUUCCUUUUCAGAAACAACUACCCUUGA
This is a messenger RNA of Acanthoscelides obtectus, 813 nucleotides long. The record is from the annotation of a GenBank genome assembly. NCBI's taxonomy places the organism in Eukaryota, Metazoa, Arthropoda, Insecta, Coleoptera, Chrysomelidae.